AUUUCAGAGAAUAGUAUGUGGAUUUAAGCGCAGAAUAUUGCGCAAGUCUACAAAUAGUAUAGGGUUACACUGUCGGUGUAAGGUGUGCUGCCGGGUAGAGAAGGCUACGGUUCAGCGGCUGAAGAUAGUAAGUGAUUAUGUAGGGAUAUAUCUCGCUGGCGGACACCUGGAUGAAUACUGCUUGUUCAAGCUUCGGCCACUAUGACUUACAAGUACAAAAUAUGUUUCGUCACAUGCCUGGCAACAUCUCUUGCUGCUGUAGCUUUCUACGUGACAAGUGCUCGAUUACUAGAUGUGCGUCCAUUACAAACGUCCAGUUCAACAACACUGAAGACAAGACAAGUGUCCCUCUUUGAGGUGUCUCUCAAGCAUCCUCUCGUGCUUCAUAGACGGAGUGUGAACAUUACUUCAGCAGGUUACGAAACGCGGAAACGUAUUGUGUGGAUGAACGUCCCAUCUUGGUACAAGACUGUAAAGUCCUUUGACCACUGUUACCUUCGUUCGUGUGAAAUAAGUACGAACGAGGCACACAUUUCAUCUGCGGAUGCUGUGAUUGUCAAUGGCGUUAAUUUGCCUUCAUCAAAACACCCAAACACCAACAUGAACCAGGUGUGGAUUAUGUAUGGGUGGGAAGCACCUCUUCACUAUGAUUCAAACACGAUUUUCCGUUCUGACUGGAAUGGACGUUUUAACUGGACAUUGACGUACCGCCUGGAUUCGGAUAUACCCUUUCCUUACAAUAGGAUCUUGUAUACAGGAGGCACUGUGAAUAUACGUGAUGUUCUAAGACGAAAAAGCAGAUCAGUAGCAUGGUUUGUUAGUAACUGUGGUACACCGUCAAAGAGGGAAGUGUAUGUGAAGGAACUGCAAAAAUAUAUUGAUGUUGACAUCUAUGGUGCCUGCAGACAUAACAAGAGUUUUGACUGCCCCAAAGAAAGGUCCUUCGAUUGUUUUGGCCUGUUAAACACAACGUAUAGGUUUUACCUUUCGUUUGAAAAUUCCCUUUGUAAAGACUAUAUCACAGAAAAGUUUUACAACACGUUCAUGACUUCAGCUAUUCCCAUCGUUCGUGGAGGCGCUGACUAUACACGUCUUCUACCAGAAGGAACCUUCAUCAACACGGCAUCCUUUGACAGUCCCAAGAGUUUGGCAAAUUAUAUCAGAUAUUUGGAGAGAAACGAGACAGCUAUUGGUGAUAUUCUGCAAAAGAAGCACAAGUAUGCAUACAUUAACUCAGAAAGAACGAACUUUGAUUGGAGGUGUCAGCUGUGUGCCAAGUUACAUGGUAAUAUUACAACAACGCAUUACACAGAUAUGAAAGAGUGGUUAAAGACUGGAAAAUGCCAAGAACAGCCAAAAGAUCUGCCCUAAUGCUUGGUGUUGUUAGAAACUUGUCCUAAUCGGUAGAUAUCAUAACGUGAAUUGCAAA
Messenger RNA from Haliotis rubra (blacklip abalone), 1429 nucleotides. Its product is annotated as glycoprotein 3-alpha-L-fucosyltransferase A-like. Gene Ontology annotation, cellular component: membrane. Gene Ontology annotation, molecular function: alpha-(1->3)-fucosyltransferase activity. Bases 202 to 1371 code for a protein of 389 amino acids. The transcript is spliced from 2 exons. The record is from RefSeq and is a predicted model, not a curated record. Lineage: Eukaryota; Metazoa; Mollusca; Gastropoda; Lepetellida; Haliotidae.